This is a messenger RNA of Stegostoma tigrinum, 3378 nucleotides long. RefSeq names its product family with sequence similarity 13 member C (gene fam13c). Lineage: Eukaryota; Metazoa; Chordata; Chondrichthyes; Orectolobiformes; Stegostomatidae. The transcript is spliced from 11 exons. Bases 195 to 1772 code for a protein of 525 amino acids. The record is from RefSeq and is a predicted model, not a curated record.
AGAGAGAGAAGGCUUCACCUCUAUCUGAAUGGAUUAAAAAUACAUUCUGCUGACUUUUAGUUUGCAACUGAUUUAAACCCACGCUGGCGAAUGCGAAACAAAAAUCAAUAUUCCUCCCCAGGAGGAAGACAGCUGCUGCAAAUGUAGACUGAUGGAUUGCCUGGCUCAAUCUUUACUAUCCUUUCCGGGAUUUUAUGAAUGGACUGCACUGGGAGGGGCCAAUUGUCAGCAGAGAUGAUGUCAGCAGGCUCGAUGAAACUAUUGUACAGAUGCAGCAGGGUAUUCAUGAGACUAUAAUUUCAAUGCUUUGUCAGAUUGGCUGGCUGACAAGCACACAGACUGCUGACGGAAUGAGUGUUCCCCGCUGCUGGCUUGACUCACGAUUGUGCUGGUUAAAGAACUCCUUGAUGAAGCUGCAGAGCUUUGACAUUGACCUGUGCUCGUCGUUUUUACCGAGCCCCGAGGAAAGUCCUGGGACACAAAGAGGCAAGGAGCAACCCCCUCAAAUCAAUCGGAACGGGGCUGCUGAUGAAGGAAGCAGUGGGGAGCGCGCUGCCCCAAUUAUUGAUUUCAAAUUAAUGCACCGGCAGGAUAGUGACGAACCAGUUCCAGCCUUUGAAGGCUGGCAGAGCGAGCUGGAGAAUGGAGUCGAAGCCCAUCGAUCCCUGGGGGCUGGUAGGUUGCUGCACCACAUCGCCGAGGGUGACAACCCGCUAGUUUCACCGCGUUGCUCCAGUUUCAGCAAGAGCCAAAGAUUUGUAUUGGACACGGAAGCUGCCCCUUCUCCACCGAGUGCUCAGCUCUUCAUCAUGCCAAGAAACUCUUCACUGAUCAAUUCAGAAGCUGAAAACAGUCCAGUGCUGAUGACCCAGCUGACCAAACAGAUCCAGAAUUUGAGAAAGAAAAUACGCAAGUAUGAGGAAAAGUUUGAGCAAGAGAAAAAGUAUCGGCCCUCCCACAGUGAUAAAGUUGGCGAUCCAGAAGUCCUGAGGUGGAUGAAUGAUCUGACAAGGGCCCGUAAGCAGUUAAAAGAGUUGAAACUGAAGAUCUCUGAGGAGGAGAAUAACAGACGGCAGAGACAUCGAAGCAGCACGUUGCCCAUAAACUCCAGGCAGGACAAAGAGAACAAGCACCACGUAUCUGGGGAAUGCCAGCAGAAACAGAGUGUUGAGGAAACUGUACAGAUUGUGAUGAAAAAGCUGAAGGAAAAGCAGGAAAUACUUGGUCUUCCGGAGGAUGUUAAGGUGAACAAACAGGAAAGACUGCUAAUGAAGCCUCUGUACGACAGAUAUCGCAGUAUCAGGCAGCUUCUGUCUCCUGCUGCAGCCAUCCCCACUAUUGAAGAAGAAGGUUCAGAUGAAGAAACGAUUUUGAAGAGUUGUGAACUGUCUACCAGACCAAUCGCAGACUUUCCUUUUCAAGAAUUUGUAGACCAUCGAGAUGAAGACGGUGAGCCUGGAUUUCUCCCACCUCCAGAUGAGAAGAAAGACACUAGGCAAUCAACAACUUCACUGGCCAAUCUACAUGAAGCCUCCAUGUCUGAAUUGUUGGAACAUCUUCAUGAAACUAGAGCAGAGAAGAAGAAACUCCGCAAAGCUCUCCGAGAAUUUGAAGAGCAGUUUCUCAAACAAACUGGAAGGAAUGUACAGAAAGAGGAUCGCAUUCCAAUGGCUGAAGAAUACAUCCAGUACAAGCAUACAAAAGCCAAACUUCGAUUACUGGAGGUACUCAUCGCUAAACUCGAUGGCUCAAAAACUCUUACGAGUUCUUAAAUGACAAACCUUACCCAGAAGACAAUUUUCUGGUCUUUAAAACAGCUAGAGGAAAUUAUUCAAUCCUUUCUCAAACUCUGGAUAUUUGAUCCUCGCAUUUGUGCCAUAGAAACACUUUUUUUGGCUGCACUUUACCGAAGUCUGAAAAUUCCAAAAGCGACAACAAGAAUGAACCUGAGGGUUGCUGAGCAACUAAUCAAAGUCACUGUCGCUAAUGACAACAAACCUUAGAAUAUGCACUGAUAUUUUUGUGUAGGUAGCUUUUGAGAAUUUUAUGAAAUAGCUUGUAUUCUGGACAAUGAUAACUACUCCAAAUAGUUAAUUAUUUGUUGGCAAGGCUGAUGUUCAGGAGGGAGACAUUUACUUGCUCGCCUCCAUGUGAAACGUCAUCGCACUUUAUUUGUCAUUGUGGGGUUAAAAAGCGUGUUAUAUACUACCAAAAAUAGGCUGCCCUUUUUGUGUUUUGAUGGUUUCUUCAGUUUUUAUCACAUUACAGUUUAAAUACAAUCAAUUUCUUAUUUAAUUAUUGAAGGGAGAAAAAAGAAAUUCAAAAUGAAUUUACAGUUGUUUGGACUCCAAUCCCUUUUUCUCACGGCCAUGUGUUUGUAUUCGAGCUAUCUUUAUACUGGCUACUGAAGUUGUCAUUUAUAUCUUUUUAAUUAUUUGCUGAAAGAUGUUUGCAAUUUAGAACAUUCGUAUGGUGUGUCAUUCUGAAAUUGCCAUAUUUUUGUAUGCACUCUGUUCUUGCAGCAUCUUUAAAAGUCUGUGUCCUUAGGGUUUGACUGACUUAAACUAACCUGAUCAAGUUUUUCAAUAAUCCAUUGUUUAUUGAAAAAUCUCUUAUUUCAUAUAGUUAGAUUAAGAAAGUCAUUUGAACCUUUGAAGUCCAUCACUGAAAAGAACUCAAUUUCUUUAUCCUAGUCUACUUUUAAAUUGAUCUUUGUCUUCUCCAAGAUGAUUUGAUCACUUUGCACUAUGUUCAAGUCUCUAAUACAAAUUAGGAGCAGUGGUUCCCAAUACCAAUUCUCUAAAUAUACCACCUACCUGGGAGCUCUGUGGUGCAAUGAAUGUUCCUACCUCUGAGCUGGGAGAAACCGAGUUCAAGUCUCACCUGUUCCACAGGCUGUGAACAGGCUGAUUUUAAAAAUAUCUCUACUCCACUUAACUGCACUCACGUCAUUCUCCUAACAUGUAUUCGGUGUUUUUCUUUCAACCAAUUUAUUGUCAAUCAUCAGGUUUUAUCUUGAACGUUGAUCAAUUUUAAGAGGCAGAAUCCAGCAUAACACUUGUCAGUUUUUUUUGGAAAUUAGCACAAUAAAAUGAGGUUUUCUGCAAUCUGCUCGGAAAGUCAUUUCCUCAAUUUUUAAGUAUGUUCAUAUAGUUAACAUCUGGUAAGAAAUGUAAAACCUGAAUCAAAAUGCUACUGAUGCUACAAGUCUGAAAUUUUAAAAACAAAAUAUUUUCAAUACUCAACAGGUCAGGCAGCAUCUGUGGAAAAAGCCUUUUGUUAGAAGGACUUGUUUUAAACUGGUGUUAUUUGUAGAGAUGUAAAACUGUUGGAUUGAUACUUUUUUUAAAUUAGAAGUUGCUUUUGCAGUUAACAAGA